CACGAAUUGAGUGUAUAGUAGGCUACAUGGAGGGGUAGCAUUUUCAGAAGCGGAACAGUUGGCAGUGGCACGUAAAUGUCGUGAGUAGGCUACGGGUUGUCAGGGAAGUUGGUCGAGACUUAAACGCGCCAGAAACAAUCAGCAAUGAAAACGUCAAAACGUUGUAUCACACGGGUUGCUACGAUUCUCACAGCUGUCAACGCCUGUUGAUAUCGCAUGGCAAUUUAAUUGAACCUUUCCUGAAGCCUGGGGAUUUAGACAAUGUCAAAACGAAGUACUUUAUUUAUAAGGAUUGUGGAGGGCAAAAACUUGCCAAUUAAAGACAUAACUGGAAGCAGUGAUCCAUACUGCAUUGUCAGAAUUGACAAUGAGGCCAUUAUCAGAACAGCAACAAUAUGGAAGACCUUGUCUCCCUUCUGGGGAGAGGAGUACAAUGUUCACCUUCCCCCUUCAUUCCAUACUGUGUCAUUCUAUGUGCUUGAUGAAGAUUCUCUCAGUCGCGACGACGUCAUCGGCAAAGUAUCCAUUAGCAAGGAGGCCCUCGCAGCAAAACCACAAGGUGUAGACGGCUGGCUGAACCUGACGGAGAUUGACCCUGAUGAGGAGGUGCAAGGGGAGAUACAUCUCCACAUAUCUGUGCUCGGGGACGGAGACGUGCCCACAAGACUACGCUGUCAGGUCAUGGAGGCCAGAGAUCUUGCCAAAAAGGACCGUAAUGGGGCCUCCGAUCCUUUUGUCCGUGUCAGAUACAAUGGAAAAACACAUGAGAGUGCGGUGGUGAAGAAGACGCGCUACCCCCGGUGGAACGAGAGCUUUGAGUUUGAGCUGGAGGACGCCACUGCUGACUCCCCCCUCAGCGUGGAGGUCUGGGACUGGGACCUCGUCAGCAGGAACGACUUCCUGGGGAAGGUUCUGUUCAACAUCAGCAGACUCCAGUCUGCCCAGCAGGAGGAAGGAUGGUUUCGGCUGGGGCCAGACAAACCCAAACACAGUCAGCACGAGGGGACGCUGGGCUCUUUGCGACUGCAGCUCCGACUCAGGGAUGAAACGGUUCUGCCCUCCAGCCAUUACCAGCCGCUCACAGAGCUACUGUGCCAGUCUGUGGACUCCCAUGUAAAUGGCAACUGGCCAGACUUGAUCAUGCUCAUCGACGAGACCACCACAGCUGAGAGUCGACAGGAAGUGGCCAACAAUUUGGUCAAGCUCUUCCUGGGUCAGGGGCUGCUGAAGGAGUUCCUGGAUGUUCUCUUUAAACUCGAGCUGGACAAGACCACUGAGCCGAACACAUUAUUUCGGAGCAACUCCUUGGCAUCCAAGUCCAUGGAGUCCUUUUUAAAGGUAGCAGGCAUGCAGUAUUUGCACAGACUCCUGGGCCCCACUAUAAACAGGAUCUUUGAGGAGAGGAAAUAUGUGGAGCUGGACCCCAACAAAGUGGAACUAAGGGAAGCUGGGUGCACAGGGCUUCACCGAACGCAGACUGAGGCUGAUAUUAUCCAGCAGAGCACCACACACCUGCAGUCCUACCUCUCGGAGCUCCUGAACGCCAUCUUGCAGUCAGCCAUGUACUGUCCCCUGGUCCUUUGCCAGGUCUUCAGGCAACUCUACCAGCGCGUGCAAGCUCGCUUCCCAGACCCAGAGUACAGGAAGGUGAAGUUCAUCGCUGUGACGAGCUUCCUGUGUCUGCGCUUCAUCUCGCCGGCCAUCAUGUCGCCGAGGCUCUUCCACCUCCGGGACAAGCACGCCGACGCGCGCACCAGCCGCACCCUCCUCCUCCUGGCCAAGGCCAUUCAGAUGAUUGCGAACCUGGACACUCUGGCCUGCUGCUCCAAAGAGCCGUGGAUGAACCCCCUGCAGCCCACCAUCCAGCACGGCAUUGCCCAGCUGAAGGACUUCAUCACCAGGCUGGUCAGCUGCGAUGAUGCCGAGGACCUUUCAGACCUCCAGGAGCGGAUGAGUCUCCAGUGCGGCACCAUGGAGAAAGAGGGCUACCUGCUGCUGCACCGGACCAAGGACAAGUGCAUGCCCAUGACGUCGCCCUUCAAGAAGUACUUUGUGACGCUCAGCAGAGACACCCUGUCCUACGCAAGGACCCAGCACUCCAAGAAGAGCUCCUUCAUCUCGUUGCCCAAGAUCAAAGCUGUGGAGAAGGUGGAGGAGAAGAGCUUCGGAAGUGCCAAUGUCAUGCAGAUCAUCUCCUCCGAUGACACUGGCCAGCUGGAGACUCUCUACUUGGACUGCAAGAGUGUGAAUGAACUGAAUCACUGGCACUCUGCCUUGAGGAAAGCCUGCAGUCACAACACGGACACGAUGAGCUCUUACCACCCUGGGGUCUACAAGGCAGACAGAUGGAGCUGCUGCCACCAAAAGGACAAAGCUGACACAGGUUGUGACAAAACAAAACACGGAGUCACACUACAAGAAUGGUACGACCCUUUGGAUCCUGAUUUGGAGUCUCAGCUCAUCUACAGGCAUCUGCAUGGGGUUCAACAAGUCAUGAAGGAAAAAUAUUUAGAACUAAAAAAGUUACAUGAAAAUGAAGAAGAGCAACCUGAAAAAGGCCAGAAGAAAACAGAUGGAGUGAUGCGAUUCUUCAGUGCUCUCCAGGACCUACAUAAUUCACAUUUGGCUGUGGAAGAGGAGGAACGCUCAAAGAAUAAGAAUAAUUUCCUUUUAGAGUUACAGACAUAAGAAAGAUCCUACGCUGCAGAGAAUGCAUUUACACACAGGGCAGAUCUCCCCCUAAUCUUCACAAUACUUCUAAAAGGGGCAUGUACUGUAGCUUCAUUUUGAAGGGGCAUUUAGACAUGAUGGUAUUGUGGUUUGGUUGCAGGCAGAGUAAGUUUUUGUCAGUUUUAAUCUGAUGCUAAUAAUGUUACGCUUCAUUCAUCAUCUCCAUGUAAUCACCAAAAGAGUGUUUGAAAUACUAUAUGCAGGAUCCCUUUAAUAGAAGCAGCAUUGUUGGUAUUUGGCGCAUUAAGCAGUAUUUACGAAGGGUGAUGUUUUGUUCAAGUAUAACGACUAAGGUGUAGAGCACAUUAAUAAUAUCCAGUGCAGUCACCGGUUCAAAUUGCCAACUAGAGAAAAGUUUAUUUUUAUAGUUAUGUUAACAGAUGGCAGCUCUUAUGUGCAUUUUUAUUCCAUUGUCACACGAGGCUAAUUCUUUCUAUGGAAGAUGUAGAUGUUAUCAUUUUUACUUGUGUAUAAAUGUGUGUCUCACGUAAUUUUGUGGAUGUCUUAUGUUGUGUUUAGUUUUUGUAUUUCAAUUCGAUUUAAUUGUAUUGUUUGUUAUUUUUAUAUUUAUUGUGCUAAAAGCAUUGACCGAGUAAGCAUUUGAUUCUUUGUUAUACAACAUGUUUGCCAUUAAACACUGAUGUUUACAGAUUGUGGAAGCAAUGGAUAACAGUCAUUUUGUUGUGUUAUUCUGUGUAGAUAAUGUCCGCAGCUUAAGUAUUAUCAUAGUACUGAUGAUGCCAACAACAUGUUGAUGAUGCUUGGACUGACCAGAGACCUUUAAACAUUUUUAAAGAUGUACUCAACCCAUUGUCUUUGUCAUUCUCUGUAUCACGUCUGAUUUCUGUUCUUUUCUAUGUCCAAAUAUCAUAUGUAAAAAGAUUUGUAUUGUGGACUUCUUAAUAGUGAACCGUGUAAGCAUUUUUCUAUCAUUGAUUUGUCACAUGGCUGUAUAAUACUGAAAACAAUAAAAAAAAGUAGUUUGGUC
This is a messenger RNA of Sardina pilchardus (European sardine), 3718 nucleotides long. RefSeq names its product RAS p21 protein activator 4 (gene rasa4). The record is from RefSeq and is a predicted model, not a curated record. The transcript is spliced from 21 exons. Bases 262 to 2688 code for a protein of 808 amino acids. Gene Ontology annotation, biological process: intracellular signal transduction; regulation of GTPase activity. Lineage: Eukaryota; Metazoa; Chordata; Actinopteri; Clupeiformes; Clupeidae.